Messenger RNA from Notechis scutatus (mainland tiger snake), 3318 nucleotides. The record is from RefSeq and is a predicted model, not a curated record. Lineage: Eukaryota; Metazoa; Chordata; Lepidosauria; Squamata; Elapidae.
CUUUCUCUUUUGCAAGAGCAUCACGCCCUCCAGGGUUUCCGUGGCUGCAAUUCCACCCUUUGCAGAUCAGUUGUUACUUCCGUUCAGGUAUCCACCUCUCUUGUGAAGAAAGCUCCUCCUUCUCUUCCACCCUCGCGGGAGAAUUGCAGAGGGAGGGAACUUGGUCUGGACUUCCUUGGGUGGCCCCUCCGCAAGUACAUUGGCCCUCCCGCACAAUUCCAAGUUGAGCUGCCCUUUGGACAGUUCUGGGGAAAAGAGACCAUGGGAGCUGGGGCAAGUCCGCCGAGGACCCCCUGCUGGCCCAGCAUCUGGCAUUCCCGUGCAAACACCUGAGACACUUCAGGAGAUGAAGUGCACCUUUGCCAGGGCUGAGUAGACGCAGUUGGACAGGUUUGCUGCUGAGCUGGUUUGGCCAGUGCUCUGGAGAUGGGAAGCUACUUGUCUGCCUGGGCUUAUGUCACUCCAAGGAAGCCCUUUUGCUGCUCCGAGUGCCAGGACCUCCUCACCAACUGGUACUACGAGAAGGAUGCCAAGCUGUACUGCCCCAAGGACUACUGGCGGAAGUUUGGGGAGUCUUGCCACGGCUGCUCGCUGCUGAUGACGGGGCCCGUCAUGGUGGCUGGGGAGUACAAGUACCACCCGGAGUGCUUUGCCUGCAUGCAGUGCAAAGCAAUCAUUGAAGAUGGUGACUCCUACGCUUUGGUGCAGCACUCGGCUCUCUACUGUGGCAAAUGCCAUAACCAGUUUGUGCUGACACCAAUGCUCGAACGACUGUCAGCAGAGCCUCUGUGCGAGCAGCUGCCGUAUACCUUGACGCUCCUCUCCAUGCCUGCACCCACCGAUGGCACAAGGGGGUUCGCUGUGGCUGUGGAAGGGGGCUGCUCCCCCUAUGCUGCUACCGUGGAAGUGAAGGAAGUCAACCGAAGGCACAUCAGCCCCGAUGUCCAAAAUGCCAUUCACCCUGGGGACAAAAUCCUGGAGAUCAACGGAAACCCGGUCCGCACACUACAAACUGAAAAGACUGAAUGUGUGUUGUGUUCCAGGCGAAGCAACAGCAUCUCCAAGUCCCCCGGGCCCAGCUCCCCUAAGGAACCGCUCCUCCUGAGCCGCGACAUCAGCCGAUCGGAAUCCCUUCGCUCCUCUAGCAGCGGUUCUCAGCAGAUCUUCCGCCCCUGCGACCUGAUCCAUGGGGAGGUGCUGGGCAAAGGUUUCUUCGGCCAAGCCAUCAAGGUGACUCAUAAAGCCACAGGAAAGGUGAUGGUGAUGAAGGAACUGAUUCGCUGUGAUGAAGAAACCCAGAAGACCUUCCUAACCGAGGUGAAGGUGAUGCGCAGCCUGGAGCAUCCCAAUGUCCUGAAGUUCAUUGGAGUCUUGUACAAGGACAAGAAGCUGAAUCUUCUCACGGAGUACAUUGAAGGGGGGACCCUGAAGGACUUCCUCCGGAACGUGGAUCCAUUUCCUUGGGAACAGAAGGUCAGCUUUGCCAAAGGAAUUGCCUCUGGAAUGGCUUACCUGCACUCCAUGCGCAUCAUUCACCGAGAUCUGAACUCCCACAACUGCCUGAUCAAACUGGACAACACAGUGGUAGUCGCAGACUUUGGCCUCUCUCGGCUGAUUGUGGAGGAGAGGAAGAGGCCCUCCCUGGAGAAGCCACUGGCCAAGAAGCGGACGCUGCGCAAGAGCGACCGGAGGAAGCGCUACACUGUGGUCGGGAACCCGUAUUGGAUGGCCCCCGAGAUGCUGAAUGGACAGAGCUACGAUGAGACGGUGGAUAUCUUCUCCUUCGGGAUCGUGCUCUGCGAGAUCAUAGGACAGGUGUAUGCCGACCCGGACUGCCUCCCUCGCACCCUGGAUUUUGGCCUCAACGUGAAGCUGUUCUGGGAGAAGUUUGUUCCCAUGGAUUGUCCUCCAGCCUUCUUCCCUCUGGCAGUCAUCUGCUGCAGGCUGGAGCCAGAGAGCAGGCCCCCGUUUUCCAAACUGGAGGAUUCCUUUGAAGCCCUUUCUUUGUACCUGGGAGAACUGGGCAUUCCCCUCCCUUCAGAACUGGAGGAACUGGACCACAGCGUGAGCAUGCAGUUUGGCCUGAUUCGGAACAGGCACUCCGACGAUCUGACAUAAGUCCCACCUCUCGGCCUUCGCUGUGCGGCUUCUUUGCACGGAUUGUCCUGGAGGCAGCAGAAAAAGCCUCCAUCUCAGCUGGGGGUUUUUUUUGGGGGGGGGGGCGGGAUGACAACAGGAAGGCGGCCUCUUCUCUCCACCACCAUCAGCCCCCAAGGGCACUUCCUGAAAGCAUCGUUGUCUUCUUCACGCCACUCGCUUCUCAGUCCAGAUGCUCUGCCUUCGGGGAGAGUUCCCAGGAAUCCGGGUGCGGACCUGCCUUCCAACACGAUACACUACAGGUUGUGAAGCCUCCUGGUUGGGCUCACAAAGCAGAAGCCCACCAGGAUGCAAACCUUGGGGUUGCCUUUGACUGUGACUGUUCUGCCAGACCAGGCAGUGGGAGGGCGACCCGAUUGCGUGCACCCCCCUCUCCAGAGGAGACGGCCGAAUUUUGCAGUUUGUCUCCCAGGAACAUCUCCGAACCACCACCUGCCUGGCCAAAGAACUCUUCAUGCACUGUGUGCUAUUUCAUGUCUGCCCUGUGGCCCAGGCGCUGUAGGGACACAGACCUGGGUUGGGGGCAUCUUCUCCAUUUGAGGGAGGGGGUUGAUGGAAAUGGAUCCCUGGAAAGGAAGCCCUUCUAUUCCCAAACUGGCCAGGGGUGGAGCAAUCAACUUGGGCCACAGAUCUGAAAGACGGGCACGUUAUAGAGUCACUACCUCUGUCCUCCAUUUCAAGCCCCUCAGAGAAACACUUGGCUGGGGCCACCUUUCCCCUCCCUCUUCCAGGUGGAGAGAGAGGAAGCUGCGCUGGUUGCAUCCCCUCUCCUCUCUGCAAAAUACAUUCAGGGCUACUUAAAGGUUGGCAAUAUUUAGACCCCUGGACGUUGAACAUCUCCCAGCAGGUCUGGCCACACGUCCCAAGGUUGUGGGUUAUAGUUCACUGGUAUCUGGAGGGUCUUCUAUCCCCCCGCCCCCCUUUCAUGCUACAAGAAAUCGAAAUUGUACACUGGUCUAGGGUGCGAUUGCACCAGGUCUGGUGCAUCUUAGACCAGAUUUCAUUUCAUUCUUAAAAGGUGUGCACAAGCACAUGCACUAUAAACGGGCCAGCUACAGGAAACCUGUAUCAUGCGGUCAAGAAAGAUGACAUGACUGUUCUAAACGCACCAAUUUUUGUCUAAAUUAAAAGCAAUAAACUUUGUUCUACAAAGAUGAAGGC